AUGCGGUCAUCUUCUCUCGCCAUCGCUCUCACCUCUAUCUUCGUCACUGUCAUGGCGGCCUUCCCCAACCGCAUCGACACGCACGUCCACAUCAUCCCGCCCGCAUACAAGGCGGCGAUUGAGAAGUACGGUGACCCUUCCGGCUGGAUCCUGCCUUCGUGGAACGUCUCGGGCGCCAUCGAUGCCGCCGACUCUCUCGGUGUCCGCGUCCAAGUCGUGUCCGUCACUGCGCCGGGACCCGGAAUCGCUGGCACGGGCGAGGAAGGCCGCCAGCUCGCGCGAGCAUGCAAUGACGAGGUGGCUGCAAUCGCCCACGAGAAGCCUGGUCGGUUCGCGUUCUUUGGAUCCCUCCCAGACUGGAAUGACGUGAAUGGAACUCUGGCCGAGAUUGACUACGUCCUCGGUACGCUCAAGGCGCCGGGCAUCAUUGCCAUGACGACAUACGGCGAUACACUGCUUGGUGACGCCAAGUUCAAGCCAAUCUGGGCCAAGCUCGACUCAUACGCCGCGAUUGUCUUUGUGCAUCCCGGUGCCGUCUCAAUCUCUCCAAAGCUCAUCGCAGGCACCUUGCCCCAGCCCAUUGUCGACUACCCACAAGCCACGACGCGCACGGCCGUCGACCUCAUUCUCACUCGCACGUUCACCGCGGACAGCAAGUUCAAGGUCAUUCUCAGUCACGCAGGUGGCACCACUCCCUGGCUCGCAGACCGCAUCUCGGUAGGGUCUAUGGCCGCGGGGGCCAACCUCAUGCCCCCGGCUGAUGUCCUGGCCACACUCAAGCUCUUCUACUUUGACGUGGCGUUGUCCACGACCGCGACGUCGCUGUACGGUCUGCUCCAGAUCACUACGCCGGACAAGAUUCUGUACGGGUCCGACUUCCCCUAUGCUAUGCUGUCUGAGGGGCAGCGGCAGACGGCGAGGCUGGACGAGAACCUCAAGAUGGGCGAGUUCAAGAAGCUCUCGUGUCUCAACAACAAGAAUGCCGAGACCCUGUUUGGAGGAGUGGACAGCAUGCUCACAAAGAUGGGGAUCAAUGCCACCAAGGGCAAGGGGAAGCUGUGA
This is a messenger RNA of Apiotrichum porosum, 1062 nucleotides long. RefSeq lists its product as uncharacterized. Gene Ontology annotation, cellular component: cytoplasm. Bases 1 to 1062 code for a protein of 353 amino acids. Gene Ontology annotation, biological process: secondary metabolic process. The record is from RefSeq and is a predicted model, not a curated record. Lineage: Eukaryota; Fungi; Basidiomycota; Tremellomycetes; Trichosporonales; Trichosporonaceae. Gene Ontology annotation, molecular function: carboxy-lyase activity; hydrolase activity. The transcript is spliced from 4 exons.